Messenger RNA from Oppia nitens, 1715 nucleotides. RefSeq lists its product as uncharacterized. The record is from RefSeq and is a predicted model, not a curated record. The transcript has 3 exons. Bases 363 to 1442 code for a protein of 359 amino acids. Lineage: Eukaryota; Metazoa; Arthropoda; Arachnida; Sarcoptiformes; Oppiidae.
ACAUAACAUAACAAACUAACUGUUGAUUUCAUAGUUUUUUUUUUAAUUUUGUUUUUUAUUAAAUUUUAUUUAUUAGUGUCUUAUAGUCAGGUCUUCCUCUAAGUCCUAGUCUUUGUCGACAACGACGACGACGACGACCUAUACAUGUGAUCCCAAUUCCCGACCACAAAGUGUUGGUCACGACUCCGACUCCGACUCCGAUCGCCGAAAGAGAGAGAUCCGAGAAAUAGGACUGAAAACAGUUGGACUGAAACCCCGCGGAACCGAACCAAUCAAUUAGUUGUUUAAGAUUUUAUUAUCACUACUUCCUCUUAACCAUUGUCUUAACCUCUUCAUCGACAACAACAACAACAACAACAACAAUGUCUUCAACAACAACAACAACACCAACACAUGUGAUGAGCCGAUCGCAAGAGCUGUCAUACGUCGAGGCCCUGAAGAAACACCAGAACUCCCGAUUGGAUCACAUCCGGUCCGAAACGGAUAAACUUCGUCAACAUUUGCUACAACUGCGCAAAGACGUGGCCCGACUGGAGAUACAACAGCGUCGUCGACGACACGAAUCGGCCGAAUCCGAUGGCGGCGGUGGAAGCGGUAGUGACGACGACUGGGCAGUGGCCAAAGUGACACAAUUUCGCGAUGAAAAUCGUGGCCUACGUAUCGAAUGUCAUUGUCUGUCGAUGGAAGUGGAUAUCUAUGCGUCGGGUGGCGUACCCCUCGGCUGUACCGAUGAAAACUUUUACAAAAAUGUUCCCGCACAGCCGUACGGACCGCCGCCGCCACGUCCACAACAACAGCAGCAUCAGCCACCGCCUGCACCCGUACGUCAACAUUCAAUGCAGCCGCCGAUGGCUUCCGGUGGCCCGCGGCUACCCUAUCCCGUACACUCGCUACAGCAGUACCCGAUGGCCGUUGGCCAGCAGAUGCAACCGCAACAACAACCGCCACCAUAUGAAGAGUCUAUUUACUAUCCGCCGCCACGUUUUCCUGUAUCAGCUACUGGCCACCAACAGCAUCCCUAUCCCGUAUCCGAUUUGCUCAGUCAAGUACCGCCAGCUCCCAGGCCCGUAUGGCUAUCGCCAACCAUUCAACAGUCGCCUCGUCCACCGAUGCUGUUGGGACCAAUACCGCCGCCGCCACCCCAGUUGCCGCCACGUCCGUCGCCCAGCAGUUGUUCGCCGCGUAUGGGUUCGCCGAUGAUGUCGUGUACGCCUCCGCUACCGAUGAUGUCGUCGUCGUCGUCGUCGAUGGCCGGCACUAGUAGUGGUUGUACACCAAUGAUGGCCGCCGGUGCUGCCGCAGCCGCCUCUUCACCGCCACAGGAUGAGGGCCAGCGAUGGGUGUGCGAAAAGUGUACGGUCGAGAAUCAUCCGGCACUGGUCUACUGUGAGGUGUGCGAAAUGCCGCGUAUCGGCUAUUUAGGUCCAACAAGUCGUGCCUAAAAACUAAACAAAAUAGUCUAAAAAUUGAUGUUUGGCUCAAUUAUUAUUAUUAUUGUUAUUUUUGAUAUUAAACCCACCCCUCCCAGGAGGAUGGGGAGGAGGAGGAGGUGUAUUGCCUUGAAAUGUUUAUUGUGUGUGUGUGUGUGUGUGUGUGUGUGUGUGUGUGUGAGGGGGGCGGGUUAGUACACAACUCUACCUUUAUAAAAAAAAGUGCAAUUAUUUUCAUGUAAUUAUAUGGUAUUGUUAUUAUUAUUAUUAUUAAUGAUAAAUAUU